CCAAACAUUUUUUGAUCGGCAUUUAGGCCCAAAUCAUAAACCGUACAAAUUCCAGAGAGAUGAGAUCAUUUAGAGGGGUUGAUGAUCAGCGAUCGGCGAUUUGCUCAGCGACGUCGGAGAGGACUCUGGUGCUCCGUCAUUGUCGUCGUCAUCAGUCCUCGACCCUCAAUCCUUGGAUCUCACCACACCCUUCCAGGCUCAUCUCUCACUACAUUGCUCCCCCUGUUAAUUUCCCAGACCCCAAACUGAUCGAUUCUUCUAAUUCCUCCUCUGCAGGAAGGAAGAUUAUGAUAUAUUGGACGACCCAUUUACUGGUUCCGACCUCUCACGGCCAGGCUUAACCCCAAAUGAAAUCCAAAAUUGAUAUGGCAUUUCAUUUUUGUGCUUUCUAAACUGCAAACAAGUGCUGGAGAAGGCUGCAGAACAUAGAAAAAUUUGUCAAGAAGACAGACACAUUCAACAAUAGUAGCAGGCAAAGCCAUUGCUAUCUCUCCAAACCCAAGAAAGGGAUGAUUUAAUC
Molecule: messenger RNA, 520 nt
Organism: Rubroshorea leprosula
Lineage: Eukaryota; Viridiplantae; Streptophyta; Magnoliopsida; Malvales; Dipterocarpaceae
Source: the annotation of a GenBank genome assembly